Penicillium malachiteum is the source of this 351-nucleotide messenger RNA. RefSeq lists its product as uncharacterized. Lineage: Eukaryota; Fungi; Ascomycota; Eurotiomycetes; Eurotiales; Aspergillaceae. The record is from RefSeq and is a predicted model, not a curated record. Bases 1 to 351 code for a protein of 116 amino acids. The transcript has 2 exons.
AUGUCCCAGCACAGCACCAUCGGACCCGGCGAGUGGCUUAAGCCCCAGACCAGCCUUUACAGCACUGACGGCAACACCGAGCUACGUAUGCAAAGCGAUGGCAAGAUCGCCAUUUACCGCGACGGCGAGUGUGUCUGGCAGAACACUGCUGAGCAGCGCCCCGACGUCAAGGGAAUCAUCGACCAGGAUGAUGGAAACUUCUGCAUGUACACCACCGAAGGUACUCCUAUCUGGGCCACCAACACCGGUGGCCAGGGCAACAGCAACACCUUCCUCACUGUUCAGAACGAUGGAAACGUCGUCCUUUACAAGGUUUCUGAGGUUCUCUGGGCUUCCGGAACUAACAAAUAG